Pelagomonas calceolata is the source of this 1278-nucleotide messenger RNA. Lineage: Eukaryota; Pelagophyceae; Pelagomonadales; Pelagomonadaceae. The record is from the annotation of a GenBank genome assembly.
GCUAGCUAGCCGCAGCGCGUUCACUUUUCUAGCCAAAGCGCUCGUUCUUAGGUGGCUACAGCAAAGGCAGACGGUCUGCGACACACUCGAAGGCACAUCUGUCGAAACCUGGAGCUGGAAGGCCGCGAGACUGUCUGUCAGAGCCAAUCCCUCUGCAGCGCCAUCAGAGCACUGAACAAAAAGCACGCCGUCGCCGCGCAAGCAUAGAUCAACACAAGAUGAGCAAGACGCCGCCCCCGGGAGCCAUCGAUUAUGAAGCCGCCUGCGCCUUGCUCGGCCUGCCCUGCGCGGCCGACCCGAAUGAGAUAGACGACGACCAACUUAAGAAAGCGUUUCGGAAGGCCGCUUUGAAGGCCCACCCCGACAAGGGCGGGAGCGACGACGCGUUCCGGCAAGUCAAGGCGGCGAGCGAGUGCAUCGUGCGGGCGAAGAAGCACGGCAUCGCUCAUGCAGCCGAUGCGGUCGACUCGGAUGAUGAAGAGAACAACUUUGAAGCGUUUUUUGAUGAAGAGGGUGAUGAUAUCAUGGCCGAGAUUAUAUUGAGGAUGUACGAGAUGGAAACGGGCAGAGGUGCUACUGGAAGUAAGCGGAGGAAGAUCCGCGACUUGGUGGAGCGGUUACGACGAUCAGAAGAGUCCAAAAGACUGGAGGCCGAGAAGCUCGCUCGAGUGGCUGUAGCGAAAGCUCAGAAAGCCAAAGAAGAGCAGCGCUUCUGGGCGCGCCAGGAGGCUUCUGGAAGUAGGUCGCUGCAGGAGGGCGGUGCGGGGUGCUAUCUCCAGUGGGACCCCCGACAACUACGGAGAGAACUGCAAAAACGUCGGCUCAAACCGCCGCGACCGUCUACAACAAAAACGAUGGCCGAGGAGUUGUUGAAAGACGAUGAGAAGAAGGCGUCGCAACAGGCGGCCUCGGAGACGUCGCUCGUGUCUCCGGGCGCGGCACCACCACCUACACAAAAAAAGAAGCCCGUCUUCCAACGACCGCGCGACAAAUUACGGGACAAUCGGAGGCGGCGGGCCCAGGAGAUUCUGAAGCAGCAGGCCGCGGAAAGCGCCGAGCGGGAGCGCGUCGAGACUCUGUAUGUGGGCGCGGGGCUGUCUUUAUUGGGACUGGCGGUCCUCAUCUUCUUCCUGGACUUCCUCUUCUACGUCGGCUUCUGGCGGUGUUUCACGCCUCUGGCGGCGGUCUUCGGGGGCUACUUCUACUACGCGCUGGCGGCGGAGCCCCCGACGGCGAAGGGGGGCUAGCGUGUCCUAAUGUAACUUGUUGUGAUCUCGA